This is a messenger RNA of Nicotiana tabacum (common tobacco), 2107 nucleotides long. The record is from RefSeq and is a predicted model, not a curated record. NCBI's taxonomy places the organism in Eukaryota, Viridiplantae, Streptophyta, Magnoliopsida, Solanales, Solanaceae.
UCUACGUGUGGAAGCGGGAGAGAGAGAGAGAAAAAGGAGAGAGGAGAGAGAGCGUGUACAAAAUUGACCUUUCACUCUCUGUGGAUCUAGGGUUUCACAACAAUUGAGAGCCACCGCAUCGUCAUCUUCAUCGCCGUACUACAACUACAACUACUAUCAAAGAAAAAAAGGAAAAAGAAAAAUGUAUAAUUCGGUGGUGGUAUUGUAUGAAGGAGAAAGAGUGGUGGGAGAACUGGAAUUGUUGUAUGGUGGUGACAACGGUGUCGUAUGGGGAGAGAAGGUAAUAAGGAUCUCUCACUAUUCGCCACCAAGUGAGAGGUGUCCACCACUGGCAGUACUACACACAAUUACUUCAUCAUCUACUACUGGAAAUGGAAUAAGCUUCAAAUUGGAACCAACAAAAUCAAAGUCGCUGUCCCAAGACUCGCUCUUUCUUUUGCACUCCACUUGUCUCAGAGAUAACAAGACUGCAGUAGUGUCACUUGGAAGAGAGGAGCUUCAUUUAGUUGCCAUGCAGUCUAAGAAUUUUGGCGGACAGUGUCCUUGCUUUUGGGGAUUUAAGGUUGCAUCAGGGCUUUACAAUUCUUGUUUAACAAUGCUAAACCUUAGAUGUCUUGGCAUUGUAUUUGACCUUGAUGAGACACUCAUAGUUGCCAACACAAUGCGUUCAUUUGAGGAUAGAAUAGAGGCCUUGCUACGGAAAAUAAAUUCAGAGUCAGAUCCGCAGCGUGCCUCUGCUAUGCUAUCUGAGGUCAAGCGUUAUCAGGAGGAUAAGAUUUUUUUGAAGCAAUAUGCCGAAAAUGAUCAGGUUAUUGACAAUGGAAAGGUGAUCAAAUCUCAGUCUGAGGUUUUCCCAGCGUUGUCUGAUAAUCACCAACCUAUCGUCAGACCCCUGAUUAGGUUGCAAGAUAGAAACAUUAUUCUUACUCGUAUUAAUCCAAUGAUCCGAGAUACUAGUGUUCUUGUGAGAUUGAGACCUGCUUGGGAGGAUCUCCGAAGCUAUCUGACUGCAAGGGGUCGGAAGCGCUUUGAAGUUUAUGUAUGCACAAUGGCUGAAAGAGAUUAUGCUUUAGAAAUGUGGAGGCUUCUUGACCCAGAUUCAAACUUGAUUAACUCAAAAGAGCUCUUGGAUCGUAUUGUCUGUGUUAAAUCUGGUUUGAGGAAAUCUUUGUUCAAUGUAUUCCAAGAUGGAAGUUGUCAUCCUAAGAUGGCAUUGGUGAUUGAUGAUCGCUUGAAAGUGUGGGAUGAGAAGGAUCAACCACGAGUGCACGUUGUUCCUGCAUUUGCUCCAUAUUUUUCCCCUCAAGCUGAAGGCAACAAUUCUGUUCCUGUCCUUUGUGUUGCCAGAAAUGUAGCCUGCAAUGUCAGAGGUGGAUUUUUCAAAGAUUUUGAUGAGGGCCUAUUACAACGAAUAUCUGAAGUUGCUUAUGAAGAUGACAUUAAGCAAGUUCCUUCUGCUCCAGAUGUUAGCAACUAUUUGCUUUCAGAGGAUGAUCCUUCAGCUGUAAAUGGGAAUAAAGAUUCACUUGGAUUUGAUGGCAUGGCUGAUACUGAGGUUGAAAGGAGACUAAAGGAAGCAAUGUUGGCUUCAACCAGUGUUCCUUCUCAAAUGACAAAUUCGGAUCCAAGAAUCGCACCAGCUCUCCAGUACCCCGUCCCACCUGCUAUUUCACAAUCAACAAUUCAAGCGCCAGUGGUGCCUUUUCCUGCUCAGCAUCUCCCUCAAGUGACUUCUGUUCUUAAAUCAUCAGUAACUCAAUUAAGUCCUCAGGACACAAGCUUGCAAAGUUCUCCUGCUAGGGAAGAGGGCGAGGUACCAGAAUCUGAACUAGAUCCUGAUACAAGGAGGAGACUGCUUAUAUUGCAACAUGGUCAAGACACGAGAGAUCAAGUAUCAAGUGAACCACAGUUUCCUAUGGGGACUCCAUUACAAGUGUCUGUACCACCUCGGGUGCAGCCGCACGGUUGGUUUCCAGUGGAGGAAGAGAUGAGCCCUAGACAACUUAAUCGAGCCUUGCCUCCCAAGGAAUUUCCUUUAAAUUCAGAGUCUAUGCAUAUUAACAAGAAUCGGCCUCCUCAUCCACCUUUUCUUCCCAAAAUGGAGACC